Messenger RNA from Menidia menidia (Atlantic silverside), 5317 nucleotides. NCBI's taxonomy places the organism in Eukaryota, Metazoa, Chordata, Actinopteri, Atheriniformes, Atherinopsidae. The record is from the annotation of a GenBank genome assembly.
UUUCCCUUCCAGCAAGUGCGUCUGAGUAAGAAACCUGAAGUUUGUUCUAAAGUUUGUGGGAGCUGAGGUGAGGUGAGGCUGCGCCUAAGUGGACAUUUUUAAAAGCCUGCAGUCUUGUCAACUUUUUUUUUUUUUUUAAGGAAAAUUUAAUUGAAAUAAUAACAGCUGACAGCCUGGCGUUAGUUUAUGUAUUUUGGGGCAAAAAGGGACAUCUAUUUUUCGUGCCAAAUACCUCGAACAAAAGAAAGAAUUUCAACGCACGCGGUGGAUUCAUGAGAAGUGCAACUAAGCCAAAUUGGUUGUAAUCUGGAUUCCGUGAUGUAUAUGUGAAAGUUUUCCCCCAUCCGAAUUGAUUUCGUUCGGACAAGGGGAGACUUUCAUGGAUUUUUUAUGCGGGACCCGCUAGGAUGGACGUGGUAGAUGAAACAGAAGCUUUACAGAGAUUUUUUGAAGGUCAUGAUAUUACCAGCUCUCUGGAGCCAGCCAACAUUGACACCAGUAUCCUGGAAGAGUACAUCAGCAAAGAGGACGAUAGCACUGACAUCUGCUUCUCAGAGGUCCACAGCACCCCAGGACCAAAUUAUUCAUCUCCCCAGGCAGGAGUGUCCUCCUCUGGAGGAUUGGUGUGUGGUGUGAGCCCCCCUAUUCCACUUCGCCAAGGAGCCCCUCCACCUGGGCCCCCUAGCUGUCAGAACGCCUACCCUCAGGGUCCAGCUCUGGGCCUUCGACACAACUACCCUUGUCUGGGACAGCAGCAGCAGCCCCAACAGCAUCAGCAACAGGGUCACGCCAAGCCAGAGCACAGGGGCCACUACGCUCCAGGGACAUUACCUGAGUCCCCCCCAGACUCCAGCUCUGAGCCGUACUCUCCUCAACAGGUGAAUGAUCCUCAUAUGAUUAGGACCAUGACACCAGAGAACAUGUGUCACAUGACUCCUACGCCACCUCUCCCGCCACAUGGACACUAUCCCAGCAUGCAUCGGGACAUGUACCUGAAGCCUGAGCCCAUGAUUUCACAGUACCCCAUUGGACCAGCUACGAGUGGGAGCGGGGACAUGCAGCAAACGCAGAUGCUCCACCAGCUGCUGCACCAGCCGCAUCCUCAGGGACAAGAUGGCGUCCCCGUUCAUCAGGCCAAGAAGAGGAAGCACUCCGAUUCACCCAACAGCACCUUGAAUUCCCAAAUCCUCACAGGUAUCAUCAAACAAGAACCAGGUUUGAUGCAGGAUGCAGACAACUCCUACCUGGACCCAAACUAUCAGUGCAUUAAGUGGCAGCCGCACCAGCAAAACAAGUGGACAACACUUUAUGAUGCCAACUGCAAAGAGCUGCCGAUGCCGACCUACCGUGUUGACGCUGACAAAGGGUUCAACUUCUCCUUGGCUGACGAUGCCUUUGUUUGCCAGAAGAAGAACCAUUUCCAGGUCACGGUGUACGUUGGGAUGCUUGGCGAUCCCAAAUACAUCAAGACCAAUGACGUCCUGCAACCAAUUGACUGCUUUUACCUCAAACUCAAUGGAGUAAAGGUGGAAGCCAUGAAUCAGUCCAUCAGUGUUGAGCAGUCACAGUCGGACCGCAGCAAGAGACCCUUCAAGCCAGUUCUCGUCACAUUGCCACAGGAUCAGGUCACAAAAGUCACUGUGGGACGACUUCACUUUAGCGAGACCACAGCCAAUAACAUGCGGAAGAAAGGCAAACCAAAUCCUGAUCAGAGGUAUUUCAUGCUGGUGGUGGCGCUGCAUGCACAGUCCCACAGUCAGAGCUACACUGUGGCUGCUCAUGUAUCUGAGAGGAUCAUCGUCAGGGUAACGUCUGGCCAUGCAUCUAAUCCAGGCCAAUUUGAAAGUGACAACGAGGUGCUGUGGCAGCGUGGCCAGAUGCCAGACUCAGUGUACCACCACGGCAGAGUGGGAGUUAAUACUGACCGCCCAGAUGAGGCCCUUGUUGUCCACGGAAACCUGAAGGUCAUGGGCUCGUUGGUCCAUCCAUCUGACAUCAGGGCCAAAGAAAAUGUUCAGGAGGUUGACACCACAGACAAUUUAAAAAGGAUUUCCCAGAUGAGGCUGGUUCAUUACCACUACAAGCCUGAGUUUGCUGCCACCGUAGGCAUAGAGAACACUGCAGAAACUGGAGUAAUUGCCCAAGAGGUUCAACAAAUCUUGCCUGAAGCAGUGAAGGAGGGAGGUGAUAUUGUGUGUGCCAAUGGAGAAACGAUUCCCAACCUGCUAGUUGUGAAUAAGGAUCGUAUCUUUAUGGAGAACGUUGGAGCUGUGAAGGAGCUCUGUAAGCUGACUGACAAUUUGGAGACUCGUAUUGAUGAACUGGAGCGCUGGAGCCGCAAACUGGCCAAGCUGCGUCGCCUUGACAGCAUGAAGAGCACCGUGAGUGGAGGCACAGUGAGCCAAUCAGGAAGUUAUUUUAGCAGAACAGGAAGUGGGCCGCUCAAGAAGAGUCCGGCCAAAUCUGGGAGCAAGAACUCUCCCCCAGAUCAGGGCUGCAUCAAUCAGAGGUUCAUGCAGGGGACCAUUCUGGCUCUGGUUGUCGUCAUGGCCUUCAGUGUCAUUUCCAUGUCAGUCCUUUAUGUACUCACCCUUCAUCAUAGAGGAGACAUCACAGAGAAAGAUGGCUAUGUUCCUCUCUGUGUUUUCCACUUCUCUUGGAUGCCCAUCUUCACUGCCACUGUAACUGUCUGUCCACCUGUCUGCACAUGGUCCAGAGCAGCCCUGGGAUCCUCUCGGAAGAUGCCAUACACUCCACCAUCACCAACACCUGCACCAGCUUGCUGUUCAACCACAGCUAUAAACAACCAAUCAGCUACCACCCUGGCACCAAGCACCAAUCAAUCUACACCAGGUUUAAGCAGCUUGGUUCCCACACCAGGCACUAUCAAUAAGAAGGCCAAGUCCAGGUCAAUGGACAAGGAUGGCCACAACCGAAACCGUCUGAGUCAUACGUCUUCACCCAUGUACUUUGCCAAGUCGAAGAGGCCUGUCUCCACAGACGGAGUGGGAACCACCAACCGUCUACCUGGGGGGCAACAGCCUGCACCACGAAGACAGCGCAGCAUUCACGCUAAAGGAGGAAGGGUAGCCCCCUCACUCACCAGUGUCCACAUCAUAGAGACAAACCAAGAAAUCACUGCUCAGAGUUGUGCAACAGCUGAGAGCUGCAGCUAUACAAUUUCACUUCUUGGACAAAGAAAUUCCUCCAUCUCACAAAUUACUUUGCACAUGAUGUCCACAAACAGUGUGUGGGUACAACAAUGUGGAGCCACCAAAGGACGUUUAUGCAGCAACCACACAGAGAAAGAGCUUUACAGAGAACAGAGUACAUCAACAAAGGGGACUCACCACUUGUGGUCAGUGCCUGUGUUGUCUUUCCAGGAUGUCACUUAUCACUUCCGUGUCUCUCUGUCUGAUGAAGUGAAUUGUGCCACUGAAGGAAAAACGUCUUCCUAUUCUGAUUACCAUUUUGUCAUUCGAAGCAGCUGUGCAUGAGGAGGAAGAAGAUGUGCCUCAGUGUCUUUAAACUUCACCUUAUAUUUCUCCUUUGUGGUUUCUGUUGUACGCUGUUGUGAUUAGAUGGAUUUUUGACUCAUUAUUGGACAUUAUUUUAAGGUAAUUCAUAAAGAGUAAACUAUAUAGUGCAGCACUGUCCCCCACUAUAACCCCCUCUGCAACAUCUCAUUGUUCCUGUCAACACUGGAGUAUGACACACUGAAGUCUUUUUGAUGUAACUGACACUAUUAAAGGCCGCUGUAAAAACAAGCCUGAUAGGUUCAUGGUUGAAGUUGUUGCAGAUCACUAUGUAUUCCAUUCUUGUUAUAAGCCAUAAUUACUGUUUAACAGGCUGGGAUUUUGUAGAUGAACUGCACACAUUUUAGUUUUGAUUUGUAAAACCACAGAUAUGUGUGUACAUUAAAGCCUGUUUUUUCAACAAACCCUUCCAGUACAUUUAAACAGUGAGGAGGAGAUCAGAAGCUUCUUCUGAAUGCCUUACAUGUUUAAUAUACCUCAGUAAUGCCCAUUAGCAAAUCCGGCUCCAGGCACCUGAUGCAGACUGUAUGGUCAAGCAGCAUCUGACAACAACACUAUACAGUUAUAGCACUGAAUUAAAUUAGUCAAUGUGCCCAGAAUGUGACCAGAUAACUCCUGAUGUGGAAAUCUCCUGUAGAUUUAGGAAUCCUCCCCCAAGUCAAACUGAUUUGUGUUGAAAUCACUGAAGGACAUAUGUGCGUGUUAGGACUGGAACAUGAAACAAAUCACUGGAAAUGAACAUGUCCACACACUGAAAGGUCUUUGUUUCUCAUGGGGUCCUAUACUGACAAUAUUUCAAGAUACACUGGAAUAGCUUACACUGUAUUUAGCUAACUGGACAAUGCUGGUGAGGCAAUAAAUUGCAUAUAUCAAUUCAGGUGCAUGCCCAAUCAUUUCUUUAAAAGUAUACAUCAUAACUCAGAGGCAAGAUCUAAAUAUUUGGAUAAUAAAGAUCAAUGUGUUUUAAUACGAAACCAGAGAAGAAUUUGGACAUUUUACACUGGAUACUCUCUCAUGUAUUUCUGUAUAUGUUUUAAAAGUCUUUCCCCUUGCCUAUAAAACUAAGAUUAUGCAAUGAUAACACUUUGGGUUUAACUGAAAUAUAUAACCUUUUCCCUUUUCCAAGUAAUUUUCCACUUAUUUUCAGACAUUUGGUUUAAAACUUCUUUUAAAUCUAUAUCAUUCAGAAAAAUGCAAUAGUGUAACUCAAAUGUAACAUCAACAUUGAAUAGGAAAAACAGUCAUCAAAUGAAGGUCAUAGAAUUUAUGAUAUAAAGACCCUGUACAGUGAUUAUACUGUAUCCUUGUGAGCACUGUGUACUGUUUAAGCUUAUUUAUAUUGCACCAGCUUGCAUAAUGAAACCACUGUAGCACUUUUUGCACUGUAUAUAUGAACUGCUUUUGUUGUAUUCCAUGUCAGAUUGGGGUCAGGUCCUUUAUUAGAACUGCAUUACAUGUAACUGUACUGCAUAAUUUUAUUACUACCAAUGCCCCUUUUUAUCUGUUGUAUUUUAUUGUGUUUUAUUUUUCCCCAAGUUUUUUAUCAUUAAUAUAUUAAUUUUUAGCUUUUGGUGCUGGGAAAUUAUUGAGGAGCACAAGAGCACACGUAUACACACAUUUGUAAUUCUGGUAGUAUUUGUUAAAAGUUAAGUUGCCCAAGGCAAAAUGUAAUUGGCUGUAUUAAUAUCACUACUUUAUAGACUUUCUUUUCGUUACAAUUGGAGGCUUUUGUGGAAAAAAAAUGCUUUAAUACGAUGGUUGCAUGCAGUAAAUAAAAUUGU